This is a messenger RNA of Coregonus sp. 'balchen', 21554 nucleotides long. The record is from the annotation of a GenBank genome assembly. Lineage: Eukaryota; Metazoa; Chordata; Actinopteri; Salmoniformes; Salmonidae.
GGAGCUGAUGGGGAGCCUGGUCCAAGAGGUCAGCAGGGUCUGUUUGGCCAGAAGGGAGAUGAAGGAUCGAGAGGAUUCAACGGACCCCCAGGCCCAGUGGGACUGCAGGUCAGAACCACAACCAGAACCAGAGACAGUCUCUGGAUGUGUCCCAAAUGGAACCCUAUUCCCUAUUUAGUGCUUUGAUUUUGGCCCAUGGCCCAUAGGGCUCUGUUGUUGUGAUUGUGACUGUCAUCAUUGUCUUGUCACUGCAGGGAUUGCCUGGUCCGGGCGGCGAGAAAGGAGAAACCGGAGACGUUGGUCAGAUGGUAAGAUUUCCUAAUAUCCUCUUACACUAUACCUAUGGAGUAGAAUGAAAUAGAACAGAAUACUAAUGUACCGGUAUUGAGUGUAUUAUAUGGAUUGUAUACAAUGAAUUUAGCACUGUCGGAUUCCUAUAUAUGAUCAUAUUUUAUUCCUAUGUGUGUGUGAUGACUCAUCACUCCUUCUCUCCUUCCCUUCUAGGGUCCUCCCGGUCCUCCUGGCCCCAGAGGCCCCUCCGGACCCCCAGGAGCUGACGGCCCUCAGGGACCCCCUGGUGGUAUUGGAAACCCUGGUGCUGUAGGAGUGAAGGUAAGGUCCCCCUGUUAAUACCCUUCACCUCAAUAUAGAACCCUUCCAUAGUAUUCUUAAAGAGCGAUUGCCCCUAAAAAGCAACUUCUCGUUUUCAUUUUGAAAAGGGCCUAUGUGGCAUCGAUAUGAAUCAGAAUAAUUUAUUUUAAUUUCAAAAUGUACUACAAAGUGUAAAUAUGAUCAUUUUGGUCAUAAAGUCAGUCUCAUCCAAAACUGAGAUUUCACGGAAUGAAGGGUACCGUAAUAGUUUUCCGUGGGUUGGGUUUAUUUUAAUCCUGCCCACAUGCCCACAGCUGGCAACACCCAAGUAAUCAUCAAUUCAGAGUGCAGCUACACACGACCCGAUCAAAAUGCCCAUGGUCAAUUUGUUUUGACAUUCAAUAUUCCUAUGGGGCUAGUUAGGGACCAUCAGUAAAUUACACAAUGUACAUGGGUAAAUAUUUUAAAAGGUCAAUAGCUCCAAAUUUCAAUUACUUAAAAACCUCAAACCAACUAUAAAUUGCAGAAAUUCAUAUAUAAAUAUUGAAAGCAUUUCAUGAGACAAUUAAAAGAUGUGCAACAUAAAAAUAUUGUCCCAUUUACAUUGUGUAAUUUAUAGACUGUCCCUAGCUAUCCCUAGAGCUAGGCUAUCCAAAGUCAAACCUACUUUGCCAUGUUCGCACACCAGCCGGCUGAAGCUAAUUGGCUAAAUAAUUUGGAUAACUCUUACAAACCUGCUAACACAGACAAGAGACACCCAAAUCAAACCACACCCCGAAACCAACUCACGCUUGAAUUCAGUCAUGGCAUUUCUAGCAUUUCUUAAUGAACCAAAUCUAAGAACCAAAUCUAAACCGAGGCCAGAUCAGGAAGUGCAGCUUCCUACCGCUUGGCUUAGUCCUCUUGGCCCCUUUGGGAGCAUGGGGCAUCCACCCAUGGCUCUUCUAGUACUUUGAGAUAUACAAAACAGAGGACUCAGACAGUAUUGGGAUGCGUAGUUGUUAUGUAUCUGUUCCUGCAGAGAAAAUGCCCAUGGUUUACAUCAGUCCAGAGUGGAUGGCAAGAUCUAUUUACCCUGUUGUUGAACUCAGAGACAAAAAAUGUCUCAUCUAUCUGUGUAACUCUGGUUUAAAGUAUCAACAAGACACAGAUAUGCUUACUGUGCAAGAGGUCCAACAAUUGCCAGUGUGAGUUUCAUUACAACAUAUACUGUAAUUCAGAUCACCACUCAUUCAUCUUUGCAAAGCUUUUGUCGUCAUUAAUAUUUGAUGCUGCUAUUUCAUAGAAAAUGUUUGAAAUUCUCAAGUGAAAGCGAGCAACACAUACACAGCUUAAUGGUAGUGUUGUCAUCCUCGGCAGUAUUGUCACUGGAGAGAGUAGAAGUGUGAAUAAAUACUCAAAGCUACUGUACUUACAUUUUAGUCAUUUAGCAGUGCGACUUCUGGGAGCAAUUAGGGUUAAGUGCACAGUGACAGAUUUUUCACCUAGUCGGCUCGGGGAUUAGAACCAGCGACCUUUCAGUUACUGGCACAACGCUCUUAACCACUAAGCUACCUGCCGAAUGUAUUAUUAAAAACAGCUCUUAUAAAAUAAGCUCGCCGUCGGGGGCUCUACCGUCCGCUCUGCAAGUUCUCAGCACUUUCUACUGCGAUAAUGGUGUGAAUUGUUUUUUCUGGUCCAGUCGAUGGAAUGACCUUCCCCCUGGGAGCACACAUCCAUCCCAAAAGCUUAGCUCACCGCAAUCACAAUCCUUUCUCUGGCUAAUCUGAUCGGGCAGUUUUUAUAGCAGGGGUUAGGCCGGGCCUGCUAACAGCAGCUUUGGGUGUGUUGUACGGGACCGAUGGUUGUGUGUCUUUUAGUCUGUUAAUAGGAGGGGUGGUGAUUUGAGUUGUUAGAUCUCUGCUAGAGAGGGAGACGAGAUGUAGAAGAGAGAGCGAAGAGGAGAGGAGAUAGAGAGAGAGAGGACGAGAGCGAUAGGAGGAAUAUAAUCCUCUCUAUCGUCUCUCUCUUCUCUCUCUCUCUCUCUCUCUCUCUCUCUCUCUCUCUCUCUCUCUCUAUGUAUGUAUGUAUAUAUAGGUAAUAGGGUGCCAUCUGGGAUGCAACCCCUAGGUGGAGUCAAGCUUCCCAGAGAGACAGAUACACUGGACUGAAUAAAUAGCUUAGGAGAGAAUCACUCAUGCCUUUAAACAGGUCUCUCUCUCUGCUCUCUCUGCUGCCUGGAGUGGAUAUCUUGACAGAAACAAGAGCACUUUGGGAAAGAGCGAAGAUGCUUAUUUAGACUACGAAUGGGUAUGACAUUACAGAGCUAGGUCUGUGCAGGAGGGAGAAUAGGUAUAUGCUUGUAUGGCAUGGCCUAGACCCGCUUAGUCCAACCCAGCCCCCACUAGGCACAGCUUGGUUUGGCUCUGUGACGUUUGAUCCAAACAUUUGACCCAUCCCGCAGCCCAGGGUUAGGUAAACAUUGUCUCUAGGAGCACGUGUGCUGGCAACGUUUAUAUCCCGAUAGGGACUGUGAUGACGGGGCCUUAUGUGACAUUGAAUAAUGAUAGGGCCUGAAGCCUGGGCCUUCUACCCAAUAAGACAGGCGGGAAGAGGAAGGGAGGGAGAGUGGAGGAUGUACGGAGGAGACCAGGGAGGACCCAGAGGUCGCCCGCUCUCUGCCCGCUCCAGGCCCAGCUCUGACUGGCUGUGAUGGAUUGAAACCUCUGGUACCAUCUCUUUCUAUCCACAAUUGGGGGUGACCAAGGAUGUCAGGACAUUGGGUCUACUGAAAAUAUGUAUAUCUUUUUUUGGUUCACUGAACUGAAUUGUUUUUAUUUUCUUGUGUUCUCUCCGUCUCUCAGGGUGAUUCAGGUGAAAGCGGAGAGCCUGGUCUUCAGGGAGAACUUGGCGGACCUGUAAGAGAACCGACAGAACCUGCACACCACCAUCAUCAUCCAACAGAACAACACUCUCACCACAGCACUACACUACAGCAAUACAGAACCCUACAAUUGCCUCUCCACAGAAGAGAAAGAAUUACACUGCUGCAUAUGCAAUAAUUUAGUGAUUCAUUCAUUUAAUACAACAGAUAUAAUGAGACUAUUCCUCUGCUUUUGAAAUAAUUACAUAAUUUAGGACACAGUUUUGAAAUGAUAACUUCACCAUUACCGUAACAAUAACUGAAUCAAUUCAAUACAAUUCAAUAUAUUUUUUAAUGAAAACCAUUAUAGAAGAAUGCCCCUACUGUGCAUUGACAUGAACACAUUAUUGACACACUAACACUGGUGACACACUAAUAAAAACCCUGUUAACACACUGUUGACACACUGUCCCACUGUCACAGGGCCCAAGAGGAGAGCGAGGAGAGAAGGGAGAGGCCGGUCCUGCUGGCUCUGCUGGACCCCCCGGCCCUAAAGGUCCCCCUGGAGACGACGGUCCUAAAGGAAGUCCUGUAAGUCCUGGUUACCCGUCACUAUAGAGUCACAUGUUACACAUAUUGCAGUUGAGUCCUGUUACUGCCAUGUGAAUGUAUUCCAAUGGAUGUUAUGGAUUUGUAAUGAGUUGUCACUGGAAGGCAAAGUAAGAGGUAUUCUCUUUAUGUAUUAAUAAAUUAUCCCUAGAGUCAUUCUAGAUACUGAGCAUUUUGUUUGAUUUCAUUUCCAGGGUCCAAGUGGUUUCCCUGGUGAUCCUGGUCCCCCUGGCGAGAUCGGACAGGCUGUAAGUAACUGAAAUGUUACAAUGAUAUUGUUUUGACAUUCCAGUUACUGUAUUACUUUGGUACCAGUUGAAAUAAAAAAAAUCCCAAACUGUGCUCUAUCCAUCCAAUGUUACGCAACAUUUAUGAUGUCUCUCUUUCUCCUCCCAGGGUUUAGACGGUCCUCCUGGUGACAAGGGAGACGACGGAGAGGCUGGUCAACCUGUGAGUCUCACCUAACGCAUUAUUACACCUGUCUAACGACAAACAAGCAUUAACAAACUCAACAUUUCUCAUAUCUGAAGGCAACUACAGUAAACAUACAAGUACAGUACAAGAGCUUUUAGCACUGCGUCGCUCAUUCCUUCAGUGUCUCUUUUGCUCUCAUCAUGUAAUGUUAACCUUUCUCGCCUCCUAGGGUUCCCCUGGACCCACCGGAGAGUCUGGACCUUCUGGCCCACCAGGAAAGAGAGGCCCCCAUGGAACAGUUGGACCUGAGGGCAGGCAAGGAGAGAAGGGAGCCAAGGGAGAGUCUGGUCUGGAGGGCCCACAGGGAAAGACAGGCCCAGUUGGUCCUCAGGGAGCACCUGGCAAGCAAGGUUCUGAAGGUCUCAGAGGUAUCCCCGGCCCAGUUGUAAGUACAACAUUGUUUCAUAUUUUGUGUCAUAGCCAUUACAGUUACUAGGGGCAGUAACUGUGGAUGUCCACAACACACAUAGAUUAGCAUAGUGACUGAUCUACAAAAGCCAUUGCUAAACCACACGCUAUGGGCAUAAGGGCAUAAUACCAAUAUUGUAUGUGAAGAUCAGUGAGUUAAAGCAUUGACUCUCUGAAUGUUUCCAUGCAGGGGGAACAAGGCCUUCCAGGUUCUUCAGGCCCUGACGGACCCCCUGGACCCAUGGUGAGGACAACUAACCUCUGUCCCCUGACCACUAACCCUGGGUUAUUUGAUGUUACAGGAUUCACAGUACCUUGUCUUUUUGGGUAAUAUGUGUAAUAUUAUAUGUCCUCCCUCUCUACUCUUCUUUCUUCCAUCCCUCUCUACCCCUCUCCCAUAUUAUUUCCAUCUCUCUCUCUACUCCUCUCUCCCUCACAGGGUCCUCCAGGAUUACCCGGGUUGAAGGGAAACUCUGGUAUUAAGGGUGAAAAGGUGAGCCCCCUGUUUCAUCAGAUUAUUGACCACAUGUAGUAUACUUUACAUAUUACUGUCAGUAGAACCGAUGUGGAUGUGGUGGAGGAGUCAGGCGCAGGACACAGAGGCUUCGUCCAACAGACUUUACUAGUCAAAAGUGCUAAAUUACAAUACACGGCCUCGAAAACAAACAGAGGCGAGUGAAUACGUAACAUGCGUAAACACUAAACAAACAAACAGAGCGUCAAAACGCAGCUCCGAAAAUACAGGCAGACAACAACACACAAUCUAACCAAUGCCAAACAGGGAACUUAUAGGACACGUAAUCAGAACACAAACAGACACAGGUGUACAAGACAGACCAAAGCAAUCACACCAUGAAACAUUCAACGGUGGCAGCUAGUACUCCGGGGACGGCGAACGCCGAAGCCUGCCCGAACCAGGAGGAGGAGCAGUCUCGGCCGAAACCGUGACAAUUACUAUGAAAUAUUGACAUCAAUACCUGUUGCAUGCAUGGCUAAAUAUCACAAACUGUAUUGUAUCUCAAAGCUGCUAAUGAGAACCUUGACGACCUUGUACCUAGCCGGUGGGGAUUCCAGUUGGGUACCCCCACCCAGUUAGUGGCAGUGUUGGCAACACUGGCUGCAGUAACCCAUGGGGAGGGGGUCACACUCAGACAAUCAGAGAGGGGGCAUAUUAUUGUGGCCCUGGUGGCACAAAAUAAUCAAAGGUCUGACUGCACAGAGAUGCUGGGGAAAAUGGUCACAACGGGGGACCAGCGUGUGUGUGUUUCAGGGGAAGGGGGUGGAUCUGAUCUCUAUCACCUAGGACUUGGCAUUGGUUAAUCAAAUCUCAAAUGUUUGCCCAGUUUGCUCAAUCUUGCAUGCUUUCUCAAACAGCUGUCACUGUAUAUGCGUUUGUAAAUCAGGUCCUUUCUUGAGUUGGGCUCUGGAAUGUAACAACCAUUGAGCAUCUGAGCUUAUGGUUUAUUGUGGGGGAAAGGGGUUGAGUGUGUAAGAGUAUGUGUGUGUGUGUGUGUGUGUGUGUGUGUGUGUGUGUGUGUGUGUGUGUGUGUGUGUGUGUGUGUGUGUGUGUGUGUGUGUGUGUGUGUGUGUGUGUGUGUGUGUGUGUGUGUGUGUGUGUGUGCGUGUGUGUAUGUAUCCCACAUCAGUUGCAAGGGGGUAAGGAUGUUAGGGACAAUAUAGGAUGAAUCAUAAUAAUUGUUUGCUAAAAUAAUAAUUGCUUGACAAAAAUGUAAUGUAAUGCAAUGGAAAUCCUGGUUAUAGGUAACAAUACUUUGCAUGAACUGCCAACAUUAUUACUCAUAUGAAUUGUUAAUGAUGGAAAUUAAGAUACGCAAAUUGGAGGCUCCUUACACUUCAGCGUUGUGAUGCAAAAAUUCUAGCAAAAUGUAUAGUGCAUAGAAUGAAAAAGGUAUUGUCGGACAUUAUUCAUCCUAAUCAGACAUUGGAUACAUUGGAGAUAAUAUAAGGCAAGUACUGGAAACAAUAGAACACUAUACAACAUAUAUUGUGGUUAAACUAAAAUAUACUAAUUGAUUAAAAAAACAUUAUUAUUAUUUUAAUUUUAAUUAAUUUAAUUUUUUUUUUUUUAGGUAUAAUCUUCUUAAAUUAUAUCACAGGUAGGACUGGUGGAGUUAUGUCUCACAUGCAGCUAACAAAAACAUAUGGAAAUGUCUGCUCUACCCAAAAUUACAACCAACUAAUUGCAGCAUUACCGCAAAAAUGGAAGAGGAAAGUGGAAGGGUAAAAAAGAAAGGUACUUGUCUGUCGGCUCUGCAUUAAAGACCAUAAUUGGUUAAAGAAAAUUGUGAUAAAUAAAAUAGUAUACCAGUUUCAGUUAAGGACCAAAAAAUUGACAGCCGUGCCAUGUAGAUGACAAAAUAGUUGGGAAGAGAUUUUUGACAUACUGAUUCCAUGACACAUGGUUUAUGAACGACGCCAGAUUCAAAACUUAGAAUUUUUCAAUUUAAAUUAUUAUACAAAAUUCUUGUAACCAAUAUAAUGUUAUUUAUAUGGGGCAUACAACCUUCCCAACUCUGCAGAUUUUGCUGUGAAGAGACAGAAUCAUUAGAUAAUUUGUUUUGGUACUGUCCAUAUGUAGCUUGUUUUUGGUCACAGGUCCAGGAAUGGCUGAAUAAUUGCUAUAUUUACCUGGAGAUAACCCUGCAGAUAUCACUACUGGGUGUUCUGAAAAGUCAUAGUCAAUCGAUCAAUAAUAUAAUAAUACUUUUAGCAAAAAUGUUUAUUUUCAAUUUACAAUCUGUAGAAACAUUGAGAGUAGAAAGGUUCAGAACUUUUGUGAAACAUCACAGCACAGUUGAAAAAUAUAUGGCAAAUAGAAAUCCGAUAUGGAUUGUGUUAAGAGAUAGAUGGGAGGGGUUGAAUGGAGCUGAAGGUUGGGACUAAUAACAACUAAUAACAAUAAGAUAACUAAUGUAAAUCAUACUGUGUCUGUAAAACGUAUAUAGGUUAUAGGUUAAGAACUUAUGUGAAAGAACACAGUUUGAAAGAUAUGGUAAAUAGAAAUCAAACCGUAUGGCCAUCAGAAAUAGAUGGGAGAGGUUGAGGGUAGAGGAAGGACAGGAGUAAAAACAAACAAAAUAGAACUAUUGUAAAAUUGACUAUGUCGAUAAAAUUUACAUAGUAUGUAUGAGCUGGAAGUAGAGGCCAAAGCGUUGUUGUUCACUAGUUUACUCGAGUUAGGGGAGGGGUGGUAGGGUUAGAAGGUAAUAAAGGAAAAUAUAUAUUUUUUUAAAGGAUAUGUGUAUAUAUAUAUAUAUAUUAUAUAUAUAUAUAUAUUUAUAUAUAUAUAUAUAUAUAUAUAUAUAUAUAUUAUAUAUAGUAUUAUAUGUAUAUAUAUAUAUAUGAUAUAUAUAUAUAUAUAUUAUAUAUGUAUUUAUAUAUAUAUAUAUAUAUAUGUAUGUAUGUAUGUAUGUAUGUAUGUAUGUAUGUAUGUAUGUAUGUAUGUAUAUAUGUAUGUAUGUACAGUACCAGUCAAAUGUUUGGACACACCUACUCAUUCAAGGGUUUUCCUUUAUUUUUACUAUUUUCUACAUUGUAGAAUAAUAGUGAAGACAUCAAAACUAUGAAAUAACACAUAUGUAAUCAUGUAGUAACCAAAAAAGAGUAUAUUUUAUAUUUGAGAUUCUUCAAAUAGCCACCAAUAAGAAGAAGAGAACUGCUUGUUCCAAGAAAAACGAGAAAUUGACAUUAGACCGGUAGAUGGUUUUUGCGACUUCACUUGAAGAAACCUUAAAAGUUCUUGAAAUGUUCUGUAUUGACUGACCUUCAUGUCUUAAAGUAAUGAUGGACUGUCGUUUCUCUUUGCUUAUUUGAGCUGUUCUUGCCAUAAUAUGGACUUGGUCUUUUACCAAAUAGGGCUAUCUUCUGUAUACCCCCCCACCUUGUCACAACACAACUGAUUGGCUCAAACACAUUAAGAAGGAAAGGAAUUCCACAAAAUAACUUUUAAGAAGGCACACCUGUUAAUUGAAAUGCAUUCCAGGUGACUACCUCAUGAAGCUGGUUGAGAGACUGCCAAGAGUGUGCAAAGCUAUCAUCAAGGCAAAGGGUGGCUAUUUGAAGAAUCUCAAAUAUAAAAUAUAUUUUGAUUUGUUUAACACUUUUUUGGUUACUACAUGAUUCCAUAUGUGUUAUGUGUUUUUAUUUCAUAGUUUUGAUGCCUUCACUAUUAUUCUACAAUGUAGAAAAUAGCAAAAAUAAAGAAAAACCCUGGAAUGAGUAGAUGUGUCCAAACUUUUGACUGGUACUGUAUAUAUUUGCAAAAUAUAUAUGGGGAAUGAUAUACAGAUUAAGGUUAAUAAUAAUAUAUAUAGAUAUAUUUAUUUUAAUAAAAAGUAUACUGUACAUAUUACAGUGAAAUAUUGACAUCAAUACCUGUUGCAUUCAUGGCUAAAUAUCACAUACUGUAUUGAUCUUCCACUGUUAAUGAUGUUGAAGUCUAAUAGCCCAUAGGGAUACAGGUGAAACGUGUCGGUAUAGAUACUGUAUAUUGCAUACCUUACACAUUCAAGUUAAUGAUAACUGACUGCUCUGCGUUCAAACCUAUUGAUUGUGUAUCUGGUAUCAGCUCCAGAGCAGUGAGUCAUCACACUAAUGAUAUAUGAAGAUAGUUUGACAGAGAGACAGAUGUGAGUAAUUCAAUGUUUGAUUGAUUUUUGAAGUAAGUUUAUUGAUCUGUAUGUUUCUGAUACUCUCCUCAGGGCCACCCUGGUCUGAUCGGUUUGAUCGGGCCCCCAGGUGAGCAGGGAGAAAAGGGUGACAGAGGUCUGCCAGGGCCCCAGGGAACAUCAGGACCGAAAGGAGACAAUGUGAGAACACCCCCAACUCAAAUAACAUAUAAUAUUAUAACAAGAAGAAAAUGUUAUAGCAAGCCUCCAACUCAGCCUGACAUUAGUUAACCUAAUAAGUGACAUGUUUUGGUUUGGUCUGGCAUAUCGUUGAUCAUAUCAAGUCAUUUAAUAGCACAGUAAAAUGUUUGAUCACAAAAUGAUAACACCAACUUUGUAUUGGGGUUUUUUUCCACCCUUCUUUUCACCCUCUCUCCUUCCUCUCUUUCCUCUCUUCCCUCCCUCUCUCCCUCCAGGGUAUUGCUGGCCCCUCAGGUCCUCUUGGUCCCCUGGGACCCCCAGGAUUACCUGGUCCUCCUGGUCCUAAAGGAGCUAAGGGGUCAUCGGUAAGCGUCCCCACAAACCACCAUGUCCCUCUAAACCAUGUCAUACUGUCCCCUCUUAAUCAUGUUCCACUGUCCAUAUAAGUUGUAUAUAUGACCCUCUAAAGUCUAAACCAUGUCCUAUAUACCAUAGAGGCUGUGUAGAUGACGCUGUGUUGUGUUCUGUCUUCCUCAGGGUCAAACUGGUCCCAAGGGAGAGACUGGUGUUCCUGGACAACCAGGGCCUCCUGUAAGUUAUCUCCACGAUUGUGUGAUGUUGUUUUAGUAUUACUUUACGUAAACUGAACUUUGCGAUAUGACAGUUUAGAAUAGAAUACAAUAGUAUACUCCCACUGUGGUCCUCUGUAGCUCAACUGGUAGAGCACGGCGCUUGUAACGCCAAGGUAGUGGGUUCGAUCCCCGGGACCACCCAUACACAAAAAUGUAUGCACGCAUGACUGUAAGUCGCUUUGGAUAAAAGCGUCUGCUAAAUGGCUUAUUAUUAUUAUAAAACCACUCUCUUCUUCCACUCUUCUCACCUCCUUCCAUCCUCCUCUCCUCCUCUCCCCCUCUCUCAUCUUCUCCACCUCCACAGGGUCCUCCCGGUGAUGUCAUCCACCCACUGCCCAUGCAGUCAAAUCCCAAGAGGAGCCGCAGGAACAUCGAUGCCAGCCAGAUGAUGGACGAGGCCAACGCUGAUGCCAACUACAAGGACUACGACGACGGCAUGGAGGAGAUCUUCGGAUCCCUUAACUCCCUCAAGCUGGAGAUCGAGCAGAUGAAGCACCCGCUGGGAACGCAGGGCAACCCCGCCCGCACCUGCAAGGACCUGCAACUCUGCCACCCCGACUUCCCCGAUGGUGGGCAUGGAAAAUCUGAAAUUCAAAAUCUGACGUGCUCAGAUUGUGUUCAGUUUAUAAAUUCUGUUAAUAAGUAUUUGGGUGCUAUAGCCCAGGAGUAAUCCGACUUUGUAUGAAAAAGACGCCCAGAACACGUUAUCUAUCUUAGACAAGUGAAUAUGAUGUCAAUGCCAAUGGUCAAGUGUUAUUAUAGUGGAUUUAAGUGGGAUAGAGAAAAAGGAUUAGAAAUAGGAUUAGCCAUCUUGAAUUUCUUUGAUGAUAUUGCCUGUCAUUGCAGUGUAAGUGAGCUAAAGAAUAUGCCCUCUCUGGAAGGCUAAAUCAUGCUAAUUUAAACAUUGAAUGACCUCUGAUGAAAAGGUUUGUAAUUGUUAAGGUUCCCUCCUUCCCCCUCUCCGUCCCUCUUCAUUUUCUCCCUUCCUCCCUCCCUCCCACCCUAUAUUUUUGGUCAUUUUCAGGUGAAUACUGGAUCGACCCCAACCAGGGUUGCUCUAGGGACUCGUUCAAGGUCCAAUGCAAUUUCACAGCAGGAGGAGAGAGCUGCAUCUACCCUGACAAGAAGUCUGAAGGGGUAAGUCAUGGUGCUUUUACAUACACAACUGGUCAAAUGGUCACAUUUUGAGAGCAAGUGAUAGAAAUUAAAUGGGAGAACGUGCUUAAAAUGAAUGCUUAAAAACUGUAACCGUAUACAUUUUAAAGGUUUUGGUUGUUAUAAUGAGGGGAAUACAAAUUCUUAAAAGCGGGCAUGAUGAUAUUUCUGGUUGAUUGAAAUAGUGUGUUGAAUUUCUUUGUAUCUACAAUGUUCUGUCAACUGUUUCGUAUUUGAUUGACAGGUUAAAUAACUCAGACUGUAUGCUGCGGAUAAGUGUAUAUAAUUGUUCUUCUUCCCAGGACCCAGGCAAACUACUGUGCAUAUAAAUCAUAUCUACCUCUCUUCUGACAGUACUGCAUAAUCACAUAACACCUCCUCCUGUGCCCACACCCAUCACGUUUCAUUAUUACCUUACUGGUAUGAGUGUAAUAUCAAGAGGAUCCUCCAAGCCCCUAGGGGGCAGUCACUCCCAUUUAAGAUGCUUGGUGUUGCACACUGCUGACAUGUCAUGAUGUCAAUCAAUAUAUUUGGGGCAGUCACUCACUGUCAACGGAGAGUCAACUAUUCACAAACACACACAGGUGUAUAAACGCAUCCGUUUUGCUGUGCCAUCCUCCAGUUAAGUGUCAGUAGCCUAGUGUUGUGCCUGCCCUAUGCACCUGUAAUAGGUUAUGGCAGGUUACAGGCACCCAGAGAGGAUUCUGCUGCUGGCUGAUUAUGCAUGGAGAACAGGAGAGGAGAUGAGAGGAGAGAAGUAAAACACAGGAAAGUUUGUCAGUGACAGGUCAGGGGAGAUCUGUAAUGACUUUCUGCUACAGGACAUUUUAACGAUCCACUGGUGCUUUGAGACGCAUAAAUUCAGAAUAAUGAACCUGACUUUUUAUAGCCUGGGAGAGUGAUGGGCCGGUGGGAUGGUCUCGUUGGUGUAGAGUGGAGAGAGAGAGGACAUAUGAACAGAGGCCCUGACAUUGACAUGCACACAUGUGGGCACCUGCGCACGCACACGCACACACACACACACAUACACAGACACACACCCUCUCUCCUUCCCUGUAGCCUGGGACACUGUAUCCCUAGAUCGAUAGAUGAAGGAUAGCAGAGUGAAAUAAACAGUCUUUUUUUCCCUUUGCGUGAACAAGCGUGUACACGCUGGAAUUAGAAUGCGCGGUAGUGAAUAAGAGAAAACAGACGCCGUCAGUGACGUCAUGCGCUACAAAUUAGAAAGCAAGUCUACUUUCCUCGCGUCUACCCGAAGCAAUGCUGGUAAAGUGAGCAGAUAAAUUGCCAGAAAAUAGACUUUGUGAAUUGUUAUGUCUGGAAUUUGUGACAUAUAUAGUUAAAAAGUGUCUAUUUGGUGUUGAUAAGUUCAGCUGCCAGUUCCAAUAAUAGGCCUACGUAUUUCAAAACAAUAACUUUAUGCCUACCUUUGUUGGCAUGGUGAUAUUUCUGGUUGAUUGAAAUAGUGUGUGGAAUUUCUUUCUAUCUACAAUGUUCUUUAUGCCUACUUUUGUUGAUUUUGAGCACAGUCAUAUGGCCUAGGCAGGCUACGGCUGGGAAACUCGAGGAACUCUGUUCGAGAGAAUACUGUUAUGUAGAAACGAGACUAGCUAAAUUCUUUAUAAACUGCAAGGGUGUAUUAGCUACAACUCUCCUCACAUUGGUGAGCCAACAUAACAGGAGGCAGGUAUGGUGGCUCCCGUAGGACAUAUAAGGUGAGUCAAAAGGAACACCACAACAAUUCACAAGGGCUACAUAGCGAACAUAACAAAUACAACUGUUUAUUAUGGAUUCUCAUGACAAUUAAGUUGGCAUACGCUACGCAGUGGAUGUGAAUUGACGCCCUCUACUCUCGCACGCACAUUUUGACGCCAUUGACGGUGUCUUUCUGUGUGGUUUCGGCUUUAGAAGUAGAGGGUAUCAGUUCUCUCCCCCUUUGGGCCCCCCCUUCUGCUCUCGCCACUUAUGCCUUUAAAACAGCAGGGGGUUUUCAAAUCAAAUCAAAUGUGUGUUUAACGUAUGCUGUCUCCCAGCGUUAAGCGAUCUCCAGCUGAACAUUAAUUAACACAUUAAGGCAUUGAUGACAAGCCCUGUAUAAACCCUGUAUCAGACUAAUCUGGCUCAUUCUGAGCUAGCCAUAAUAUUCUAAUUAUUGUUGUUGAAUAAGUCCAUCACACUGGCGUACUGCUGGCCAUUUAGUCUGAUACAGAUCUUAAUGGGGAAAAAAACAAAGAUAAUUAUUGGUGGUUAUAAAGAAGCAAAAGCUGAACAGAAUGUAAAACUUUCUCGAUGGCUAGACGGUUUACAGCUUUUAAAUUGAAAAGUUACUUCUUGUUGGCUCUACAACAAAAGCUUUACUGGCUUUAAAUGAAAUCCAUAAAAACAAAGCCACCUACUUGUCUCAGCAUAAACAGCAGAAGCUUAAACCAUAAAGUAUAGUCACUUCUGUAUGGUUGUAGAGCAAAACACUUAGCAAUAGGGCAUUUGUAAGCUGGUCCCUUGGAGGCUAACGGCUGCAUCCGAAAUGGCACACUAUUCCCUUUAUAGUGCACUGCCCUGGUAAUGCACUAUAAAGGAAUAGGGUGUCUUUUGGGCUGCGGCCAACGUCUCCUAACUAAUCACUGUGUACUCAUUAAUAUAUUAUCAGUAAUUAGCUGCCAGACAAUGUUUAUACAAAACACCAUAAUAGCUUACUAAGCCUAAAGUCUUUUACACUGUCCCGGGCUGUUCGGUGUCACCGAUACUUCUGCAGGUCUGGCAGAAGCUACAGAGGGCCAAGGGAAGGAGGGACGGAGGGGUGGAGGGGUGGAGGGGUGGAGGGGACGAAUGAGGGAUGACUGUUCUUACUGUUUUUCUUUCUUUAACCUUCGUUUUUUCUCCUCCUCCUCCUGCUCCUCCUCCUCUUCCCCCAUGUUUCACUCCCUCCGUACCCCAGACUAGGCUCACGUCCUGGGUAAAGGAGAUCCCUGGCUCCUGGUUCAGUGAAUUCAAACGUGGUAAACUGGUAAGCCGCCCUGAUGCCCCCCUUCCCCUUCCCUUUUUCCUGAACGGCUCAUCUCAUAUUUUACAGAGCAAAAUGGCAAAAUGGCCCAAAGACGCCCCAGGCUCUUGGUAUAGUCGCUACAAGCGAGGUUCCCUGGUAAGUGGCACGCCCGCAGGUCUCUGGAGGCCCAGCAAGAGUGACUCCUUGCUGGGUCUCUGGGGGCCUAAGGGCCCUGCAUGGUUCUAGGUUCUGGUUCUGGUACUGGUCAGUACUGGUUCUGCAUGGUUCCUGUACUGGUUGGUACUGGUCUCUGACUGGCAGUCUGGCUUGUGGUUGUGGCGACACUGCUCUGCAUGGUUCAGCAUGAUCAAUCUCAGCUCACCUUCAGUAAGACAUACAGCUGUAGGUGAAGAGGCUCCUCCUUCCAGAAUAGAGGGAGACAGUUGGUGGAGCAGACACACACAUAGACAUUCUUUACCAUGGCAACUAGUAGUUGAAGAAGUUAAAGAAACGUUUCCAUUGAAGAAAAACUUCAGUAGAAAUUCAAUACAAAAUGUUAAGUGUAGUACAAAAAAUAAAUGAAUUUAGUCAAUCAUAGUGUGUUGGUUCUGAAUGUUGCCAUGGAAAAGUAUGACGGUAAAUGCGUCCACUCAACCUGACUUCCUCUGAAGUUGGAGAGCAUCACCUAGAAGUGACUGAGUGCCUUGACAAUCUCACAGUUAGACACACAUUUUAUAUUUAAACACACUAACAACAACUACUCCUAUUGACCUCAGCAUUUUCCAGUUGACUCAGAUGCAUACUGUAUAAAUACAUACCUAUUCAUAAAUAGGUAUGUAUGUAUAGUGAAAGCUACUCACAGGAGCGUGAUUAGGCACCAUUUUGUUCCUGCUACACUCAUUUCACACAUUCACUUCCUCAUUCACUCUCACAUCAGGAUUACGGUAGGUAACAACACUGAUUCAAUGUGAACAGUCAAAGGUCAGGCACUCAGUCAUCUUCCCAAGGGCUUUUCGGUACUCAAACACUUUUGACUUGCGGCUGUGAUGAAGAGGUAAUGUUUCCAUGGCGAUGUAGGGCAGGUUCUACACGCUGGUUCUGCGGGGCAGAGCGGGUAGGGGGGAGGAGGGAUGAGGGAGGGAGGAGGUGUGGGAGGAACAGACAGGAGCAGGGGAGGAUCUACCUAGCCUCUCUGAGUACCGGGACACUCACAGGGGUGAGGGGUACUACUCCCUUUAUGAGCCACUGAUGAACAGACACUCAUACUAGACAUAAUGGACAUAGUUGUCAUCCUUUAAUAUGUCCAAAAAUAUAAACGCAACAUGCAUCAAUUUCAACGAUUUUACUGAGAUACAGUUCAUAUAAGGAAAUCAGUCAUUUGAAAUAAAUUCAUUAGGCCCUAAUCUAUGGAUUUCACAUGACUGGGCAGGGGCGCAGCCUUGGGUGGGCCAGGCUCCCAAGUGGGUGGGCCUAUGCCCCCCACCCUGGGCUGGCGUGGUUACACGUGGUCUGCGGUUGUGAGGCCAGUUGGACGUACUGCCAAAUUCUCUAAAACGACGUUGGAGGCGGCUUAUGGUAUAAAAAUGAACAUUCAAUUCUCUGGCAACAGCUCUGGGGGACAUUCCUGCAGUCAGCAUGCCAAUUGCAUUCUCCCUCAAAACUUGACACAUCUGUGGCAUUGUGUUGUGUGACAAAACUGCACCUUUUAGAGUGGCCUUUUAUUGUCCCCAGCACAAGGUGCACCUGUGUAAUGAUCAUGCUGUUUAAACAGCUUCUUGAUAUGCCACCCCUGUCAGGUGGAUGGAUUAUCUUGGAGAAGGAGAAAUGAUCACUAACAGGGAUGUAAACAAAUUUGUGCACAAAAUCUGAGAGAAAUAAGCUUUUUGUGCGCAUAGAACAUUUCUGGGAUCUUUUAUUUCAGCUCAUGAAACAUGGGACCAACACUUAACAUGUUGCGUUUAUAUUUUUGUUCAGUACAGAAAAUGUACAUCGGAUUUGAUUACUUCCUUCUCAUAGUAAUUUGUAAUGUCCAUUAUUGUCCAGUUUGUAUGUGUGUGUGUGUGUGCGUGUGCAUGUGAGAAUAUCUAUACACACACACACACACAUCAGUAGCUCCAUGCUCCGACUGCAUGGCAUGGGCGUUGCAUGUGCUUGGCUCUUGGUCUCAGUCAGUCCUGUUUGUCUGAAAGAAGAAGAGAACCCUGUGGAACUGAUGGUGGAACACUGCUGGUUGGUAUGGAAACGGAUCUCCACCGUAAUAGUUCCGUGGCAUCACACCAAAGACUGAUGUUACCACGUGUUACUGGAUGGAUCAUCAGUCAGUAUUCACAUAAACAAGGCAAAUUAGGCAAAUUCUACAUUACGCAAACCGAUUAAACUAAACCAUUAUUAUUUUAAUUAAGACAAUUAUGUUUGUGCAUCAUGUUUUACAUUUCCUAAUGAGCUUGUUUAAAAAACUAAAUGUCCAUAAUUGUCUUAAUUAAAGUUAAACUGUUUAAUAACGGAUAGCUUCUCGAUUGAGAGUAAUCGUCACUUGUUCAUUGCUAGUAGACUGCUAUUCCUACAGAACCAUUGUAGUCUUUCAGCAGAGAAUAAGUCAGUCAGUAUCUAAUGCCCAGAGCCUGUAGAUUAGACCUCCUGUUAUAACCCGUCUGCCUUACUGUUCCUCAGACAAAGGCUUACUCCUAGAGCCCCAGUCAGACAGACAGACUCCAUAAUACAGCAACCCUCUCCAUCACUCCCAAAACUGGGUGAUGAUGGCCUAGAUAUUUCACUCUAAAGGAGUUAACCGGGAUACAACCCUCUCUGAUAUAUCCCCCCGCCUGAUUUGUCGUCUGAGGAAUCGGGAUUAUGACCUACUCCUGUAGUUCCGCCGUGAAUUAUGGGUAAUGAAGCGUAAUAUGCUCUCUGCAGAAGCGCCGGACGCUGUUGCUCUCCUUAACCACAACCCCACUCUCUCCCCCGAGCAGCAGUGAAAGAUGGGACAAAUGCGCGUGUCGCGGCGCACUGCACUGACCGAUUGACAUCCAUAAUUCUGUUAGGCCAGCCGUAGCAUCGGAGAGAGAGAGGCGAGGAAUGUUGACCUGUUUGAGUGACGGUGUGUCAUCGCUCUGAGUCCAACACAGCACUGCUGCAGACACCUGCAGUUGUUAAUGGCUGUCCGCAAACAACGAAGACGACACUCAUUUUACAUCUGAGUCAUUUACCAAACGCUCUCAUCUAGAGCUACUUACUGUUAGUGCAUUCAUCUUAAGAUAGCUAGGUGAGACAGCAACAUAUCACAGUCGUAGUAAGUACAUUUUUCCUCAAUAAAGUAGACAUCAGCAAAGUCAAUGCUAGUAGGAAAAGACUAGUGCAAGGGUUAAUUAUUCAUUUAUUUUUUAGACACUCCUAGGUGUCGGAAUUAGAGUUCACAGAUAGAAAAGAAACCCUAACGAGGCACCUCACAGUACAUGAGAACAGUGUGAUGUGUAGAUUUGGGUGUUCUUGUCUGAAAUGGCACCCAAUUCCCUAAAUAAUGCACUACUUUGUAUCAGAGCACUGCUCAAAAGUAGUGCACUAUUUAGGGGAUUAGGGUGCCAUUUCAGAUGCACCCAAGCACCAAUACUAUGUAUGUAUAGUGUCUGUAUUAGUCCCCAAUGCCUAGACCCUUUAUCCCCUCUCCUUCCAUCUGUAGCUCUCGUACGUGGACGCUGAGGGCAACCCCAUCGGCGUGGUCCAGAUGACCUUCCUCCGGCUGCUGAGCGCGGCCGCCCGCCAGAACCUCACCUACAACUGCUACCAGUCAGUUGCCUGGCUCGACCAGGACGGGGACUCGUACGACAAGGCCAUCCGCUUCCUGGGGUCCAAUGAUGAGGAGAUGUCCUACGACAAUAACCCCUACAUCAGAGCCGUGGUGGAUGGCUGCGCGGUGAGUGGCUGGAAGAUUGUGUGUGUCUUGGGGGUGUGUGUGUGGGUGAGAUGUCCUUAGCACCGAAAUACUUUCUCAAAAUGUCCCUCCUUUCUCUCUCCCUGUUUUCCAGUUGAAAAAGGGCUAUGAAAAGACAGUACUUGAGAUCAACACACCAAAGGUGGAACAGGUGCCUUUUGUUGACAUAAUGUUCAACGAUUUCGGCGGAGCCAUGCAGAAGUUUGGAUUCGAAGUGGGUCCUGUCUGUUUCAUCGGCUAAGACUGUUUACUGAACAAAAUGGAGAAAAUAAAAAGCAUAUUUGUUUUCUCAAAAACAAAACACAUGAAAUUAAUAGGACAAUUUUUAUUUGUAUAAAACAUUCUGUGUCCAAAAGCAACAAGUAUAAUAACAAAAAUUCAAGAUGAGAAUACUAGAAUACAUUUCUAUAGGAUUUCAUAAGAAAUAAUAAAACAAGAGCAACCUUGCAACCUCAGUGUGCCUUCUCCAUCACAUGCAAGUUUUGAAACUGGAUAAGUCAGAUACUACCGACCCCUAUCUUCACCCUUGACCCCUAUCUCUGACCUGAAACCUCCACCCACACCCAGUGCACUUGAUGUAGAUCCAGUCUGCCUGUCCAACGCACCCGAGGCAAACCUUUACCUGGAAUUGCACUUGUUUCAGAAGAUUGCCAUGGACAGUUUGCUUCUUUGUUUUUUUUAGUUUUUUUAAAUUACAUCUCCCUCUUUACUCCCGCUUUGAAUAUUUUAUUCAUUGGUUCAUUCAUUCGCUCAUUCAUUCAUUAAUUUCGAAAGCUUUGUUUUGUGCAUAAUUGUCUCCCCAUUCUUCUGAAUGGAGCUUAUAUAUAUAUAUAAAUAUUUUUUGUAUGUUUGUAAGUACUUUCUGUAUAUUUUUCCUGGUAAUGUUUAUUGAUUCUGGCUUCAAAACGUGCAUGUGACCUUUUAGGAGAUGAUGGUUAUUGGAAUAUAUCAAAUUUGCAGAUACUAAAGUGAGAAAUUGGACAUGUAAAUUGGAGAAUAGAUGAGGAGUGCUUGUCUUGUUGCUGGCUGUGAAGGACACGUAAUUGUAAUUUAAGAACCGAAUGAAAAUAAAAGUUGGAAAAAAACCUCUGCACUACUAUGUGAGAGUUGAUUUGCAGAAAAGAAAACGUGUCAAGAAAAAAAUACACAAAAACAUUCCUCCUCUUCUUGUGUCCUCCUGAAGUGCCUAUUUUGGUUGCAUUUUGAGAUUUUAUUAACUUAAUAAACAGUCUUUUUAUGUAAUUUUUUUCCCAAUACUUCAAUAUUUCUAAUCUAUCAAACUAUAUAUGCAACGUGAGAUGUCACAUUUCAAUGAAGCACAAGAAAUCAAAACUUAGGUGCUAUUUUCUCUCCUCUGUGGUGCUAUGAUAUUUUCUAGUUUGUUGUUAUUUUGAAAGUACAGUAAUCUGAUGGCGGUGAUGUUAACCUGUCACCAUGACUACCCUGUCUGCCCCUGACCCUCUUAGCCAUUACCUCUGGCACAAUAACAUCUUCACUGCAUUCUUAUUUAUGUCCAGGGGUGUUUUAAUGCAUGCCAGUUUGCUUCAUAUUCAUCCAUAGAUCAAUGCAGUAUUUCAUUUUAUGUACUUCUCUGCUUCCAAGGCCCACUUAGUAACAACUCUACUAGUGUCUGAUCAUACUGCAACUUACUUGGAAUGUGCUAAAUGAAAUAAGAUUGUACUUGGGUGCCGGAUGUGGUGCUAAUUUAUUUAACUUUCUUAGAUGUCUUAAAAAAAAAGAAAGAAAACGGUAGAAGCGAUACUGCAAUGUUUCCCAUAUCAUGGUUCCAAGACUUGGUGCAUUUUGUGAAUGGAUCUCAAUGAUUGGAUCAUCUUUUUCCACUUCAAGCUUUUUCCUGCUUUCCUUUUUUGGGGGUGGGGUGGAGGUGACUGGUUUGGAAGGGGUACCCCGUUGAGUAUUCCAAAGCACAUGGCUGCAGAAAAGUUUGGAGUUUUGGUACCUGAAACCCUCAACUCUCUUACCAAAGGUUUUCUUCAUACACAGCUUUAAGUUCCUAGAGCGCCAAGAAUCCACUACAUAUUUUGAAAUCCAUUAUUUUUGAAAAUGUGGCAGGAUUUUCAAAAUGAUGAUUAAAAUCAGAUGUAUCAUAUAAAGUUGUUUUAAAUAAAAGGAAAAAUAUCGUUGUUUUUUAAAAAAGUUAACGAUCGCUAAUAGUUCAACAGAUUAGCCAGAUGAAAAGCUUGUUUUUGUAUUGUCGUUUGGGUCUUCUGAUUUAUCUGUUGGUUUACUUUCUUUAGCCCCUAGUUAUCCCCUUUGUACAAACUAUGCACUCUGCCUGCUUUUUACCACUACAGCAUCUACCACAGAACUUUUUACUGUCCUGCAUAAGUAGCUUGUUUUUUGUUAUGUUUUACAAUUUUUACCUUCUAGAUAUGUGACUUGAAACAUUUCUGUUAAAAUAGCUGAAUACACUUAUUAAUAAUCGUUUUAAAAUUUUCAUUUCGAUGAAUCACGCCAAAUUUAAAAUUUUUUGCUCUCAAUGAAAGGACAAAACAAUUUUGUAAAUUUUCAGAACCAGCAGUCAAUAAAGUUUUUUAUUUUUGUUUUACAUUUGUCUGUUCGUUUGUUUGCUUUUACGGUCUUGUCAAACCUGUGUAAGAGAGGAUAGAAGAUAUAUUGGUGUUCUUGUCAAUAAAUUCAAGUUUACUGUGGCCAUCCACUCUUGUAUGUCUUUCGAAGUAUUAAAACCUAUCUGUAUGCAUGAAAUUGUAAGGUUUUUCUCUUGUUGUCAUACUUUAGAAUGACAUGAUCUCCAACCCACUUUCUUUUAUAUAAAAUACGUACAUUUGCUAAAAUUAAUGCUAAAUUGAUUGUUCAUUUGUAGUAUAUUUAUUGUAUUAUUUAAAAAAUAAAUGUAAAUUGAUACCAUAGUGUUACUGGAAGGCCCCCUCUUUAUCUCAGAAACAGAUGUAUUUAUUGUUAAAUGGUUUUUAGUCACUAUUUGCAACUUGUGUUAUGUUAGCCUACCCUGAUCCAAAACUCCAGAUACCGUAAAUGGGAUUUGGACAAAAUAAAUUCAUGUUUUGUCAUUAUUUUACAGAUUGUUCAAAGACUUUCAUCAACUCUACGUAAGUUAAAUGGU